AUGGUACCACCUGUUUUCCCGAACAGAUUAUCUGUACCCGACGAGACUCCGGAAUAUUUCUACACAGAAGUAAAACCCUCGGUCAAUCAACUUCCUUAUGCGCCUCCUCGUCAAGGGUUUUUGGGCACGGCGCAGAGUUAUGCAUAUCAUCAAAAACCGGAACGGAAUUUAGGGCGGGAGAAUAUGAGCUGUGUGGAAAGUUUCGCCUCUACAAGCUCGGAAUUUUCCACAUCAAAACAUCCAUACCACCUAAGCUCUGUAACAUCUUCUAGUACCACAUCAUACACCGGACUUGAACUGGAUACAAAUGAAUCGGAUUCUCAGCAAGCACCGCAAGUCCCGAUGAAUGCGCCGAACGAAGUGCCAGAUUACAAUUGUAUGGAUGGACUCCAUAUAGAAGGAGAAAGCUGGAAUCAGGCUUCCAAUCUAGAUUCAAACACAGGAAUGAACAACUUCCAGGAUUUCAAUCAAUCAUAUUUUGUCCCCAUUUCGACCCAAACUGAAAAUUACCAAUCACUUGAUAUCCAAGGAUCUCCGACAUUUCAUCUGGCUACUGAAAAUAAUGGGUUGUCGAGUUUUGAGGUCCCAGAUCUUUCGUUUUCGCCCGAAACGCCUAACGAUCAGAAUCGAGGUUAUGAAGCAACGGAUGAUUAUUUCUUCUACUAG
Sclerotinia sclerotiorum 1980 UF-70 is the source of this 666-nucleotide messenger RNA. RefSeq lists its product with no specific name. Lineage: Eukaryota; Fungi; Ascomycota; Leotiomycetes; Helotiales; Sclerotiniaceae. The transcript has a single exon. The record is from RefSeq and is a predicted model, not a curated record. The coding region runs from base 1 to 666 and encodes 221 amino acids.